AGACAGGCCCUCACUCCUUGCAGCUGACUUGUGUCGCUGGCAGCGAUGAUUUUGCUGCGCCUGCUCAUCCUGCUGGCCCUGUGUGGGGCCGCAGACGGCACAUCGAACACGUGCGGACAGGUCUGCGGGCUCCGGCCUGCGCCCUACAGCACGAUGCGCAUCGUGGGUGGCGUAACCGUCCGGCCAGGAAGAGGGGCCUGGGCUGGGAUAGUCAGCAUCCAGAGUCUUCGGACAGAAACAUUGUUUAUGCAUAACUGUGGAGGGACCAUCAUCAGACCACAGUGGGUCCUCUCAGCUGCCCACUGCUUCAUCAACCGCACAAAUCCCCUCAGCGAGUGGGGCGUGCUGGCCGGGCUCACAUCAACUGCUGAGUCGGGGCCUCACGUACAAAUACGCCGGAUCAAGCAGGUGAAGAUGCACGAGCUCUAUGAUGGUGCCCUGCGUCAUGACAUUGCCCUGGUGGAAUUGACGCAGCCCUUUGAGUGCAACCCCUCUGUUCAGCUCGCUUGUCUACCUGGUCCCGCAGUGAAAGUGGCGCCUCUGAACUGCUAUGCUGCUGGCUGGGGUGACACUGAGGCUAAAACUGUAGAUUCACCAGCAAGGCCCUUGAAGGAGACCAAGUUGCACCUCAUUGACACCCAGCUCUGCAACAGCACCGAUUGGUAUGGAGGGAUAAUCGAAGCCGACAACGUGUGUGCUGGGCAUGCAAAGGGUGGCACGAACACCUGCCAGGGUGACAGCGGAGGGCCUCUCAUCUGCAAAGAUAGCAAAGCUGACAUCUUCUGGGAAGUUGGUCUGACCAGCUGGGCAAUAGGUUGUGCCAGACCCAAAAAGCCUACAGUUUUUGUCUCCACUCAGUACUACCACAGCUGGAUCAUGAAACACAUUGGCCAGAGCUCAGCUAUUCCAGCGCCAGUGCAAUCCUGUCCGUUUCCACGUAAGAAGCUGCUGCAAUUCUUUGAUCUGCUGCAGGAGCUCUUGAAGUUCCUAAAGGCAAAACCAGCUUGAGCAGCAGGAUGGACAGGCUGUGGUGCAGGCUGUAGUGAGCCCACGCUCCUCCUCUGCAUGCACACAAAUGCUGAUGUGGACUUAGUUGUUGUUGUUGAAAUAAAGUUGCCUGUUUUCACCAUUAA
Messenger RNA from Pseudopipra pipra, 1133 nucleotides. Its product is annotated as acrosin-like. Gene Ontology annotation, molecular function: serine-type endopeptidase activity. NCBI's taxonomy places the organism in Eukaryota, Metazoa, Chordata, Aves, Passeriformes, Pipridae. The transcript is spliced from 5 exons. The coding region runs from base 46 to 1008 and encodes 320 amino acids. The record is from RefSeq and is a predicted model, not a curated record. Gene Ontology annotation, biological process: proteolysis; acrosome reaction.